AUGAUCAUCGAAUUUGAAUGGGUGCGCUCGAACGACGGGACGACGGUCGUCAAGGAAAUCCUUGAAUACAAGCACGAGCCGGGCGAGCCGACGCUCAACCUGACGCGCUGCCGGAUCUCGCGCAUCCCGUGGUUGCCGCUCCCGAAGCUCAGCGGGCUUGUUUUGAGAUGGAAUUUGAUCCAACGCAUCGAGGGCCUCGGCGCGCUGCGUUCGUUGACGAUGCUCAACUUGUAUGAUAAUCAGAUCACAAAAAUCGAAAAUCUCGAGGCGCUGACGAAUUUGGAGGAGCUCGACCUGUCGUUCAAUCGCAUCGAAAAAAUUGAAGGCCUCGAGACCCUAACCCGGCUGAAGAAGCUCUACCUCGUCCACAACAAGCUGCGCAAAAUCGAGGGCCUCGAGACGCUCGUCAGCCUGGAGCUGCUCGAGCUGGGCGACAACCGAAUCCAGGGCAUCCGCGGGCUGGAGCGCCUCGAAAAGCUGCACACCCUCUGCCUAGGGUCUAAUCAGAUCAAGAAGAUUGAAAAUCUGGAACCGGUUGCAUCGACACUGCGUUCGCUGGCGAUGCCCGGCAACGUGUUGACCAAGAUCGAAAACCUGGAGCAGAUCACCGGCCUCGAGCAGCUCUUCAUCGCCCAGAACGGCCUGAAACGCAUCGAGGGCCUCGACCAGCUCGCCAACCUCGAAUACCUCGACGUCAACGACAACAAAAUCAAGAACAUUGAAAACCUCCACCGCCUCCCCAAGCUGAACACCUUCUGCAUCCGGAAUAAUCAGCUGACCGGCUGGGAGCAGCUGGAGCCGCUGAAGCUGUUGCCAUCUCUCCGAAAAGUGGCCUUCGAGAUGAACCCGCGCGUCUACUCCAGCAGCCAGGAGUAUCGCAACCGGAUCAACGCCACUCUUCCUCAGGUCGAAGAAGUCGACGGCUUCCCGGUCAAGUGGCGCUCCGGGGACCCGUGGCAGGACCUGGCGGCACGCAGCAGCGGUGACGAGGAG
This is a messenger RNA of Mesorhabditis spiculigera, 993 nucleotides long. The record is from the annotation of a GenBank genome assembly. Lineage: Eukaryota; Metazoa; Nematoda; Chromadorea; Rhabditida; Rhabditidae.